Messenger RNA from Prorocentrum cordatum, 621 nucleotides. The record is from the annotation of a GenBank genome assembly. NCBI's taxonomy places the organism in Eukaryota, Dinophyceae, Prorocentrales, Prorocentraceae.
GCUACGUGCCUUCCCCUCUCUUCCCUGGGGUGUCGGAGGUUGACUGCGUGGUGGACUUCGUGCAGGCCGCGGGCGCUAUGGCGGCGCCGCCGCGCGCUGUUGGCGAGUGCUCCGACUCCGACAGCGUGGUCCUCGACGGCGAGGCCGACGUGGCCACCGCUUGCUCGGUUGGGGAGCAGCCAGCCGCCGAACCUGCUGAACAUGUUGCUGCCGCCGCCGCCGCGUACCUCGACGCCUUCCCGCAGGCCCUCUUCCGUGGGGGCGGCGGCGCCAGGGCUCGUGGCGAGGUCGCGGCUCGUGAUUGGUGGCGUGCGAGGGCGGCCGUUGCCCGCGCUUGGCUCACAGCGGAUGCCGCGACGGUGCAGGCGCCCUCGGAUGAAGGAGCGAGCGUUGGAGGUACUGCAGGCGGGGCGCCGCUGCCUCCAGGCUUGGAUUGGAGGAGUGGUUGGAGCAGCGUGGUUAGUGCUCCUGGUGAGACGUCAUCUCCCUGCGUGUUCGGAAUGCCUUCUGAGUGAUGGUUCGCCUUGCACGUCUGUUCCCCAUUGGAUGUGGGGGGCUGUGGUUGUUCAGUGGGUUAUGUCUCCUGCAUUUGAAUGUGCACGUGGUGUAUUUGCAAUGCAG